This is a messenger RNA of Quercus lobata, 954 nucleotides long. RefSeq names its product zinc finger BED domain-containing protein RICESLEEPER 1-like. The record is from RefSeq and is a predicted model, not a curated record. Bases 11 to 775 code for a protein of 254 amino acids. The transcript is spliced from 2 exons. Lineage: Eukaryota; Viridiplantae; Streptophyta; Magnoliopsida; Fagales; Fagaceae. Gene Ontology annotation, molecular function: DNA binding; protein dimerization activity.
UCCAAGUGAGAUGAUAAGUACGAUAGCCGAAAGCAUGCUUACUAAAUUUAAUUCUUAUUGGGCUAAUGUUAGUGUUGUUAUGGCUAUUUCUGUUAUCUUAGAUCCAAGAUAUAAGAUGAAAUUAUUGGAGUUUUAUUAUCCUAGCAUUUAUGGUGUUAAUUCUGAUUUGGAGAUUGAAAAAAUUAAGAAUCUUUGUUAUGAUUUGCUUGAUGAGUAUGGAGAUGUAGAUGAGUGUCCUGUAGAUAAUGAAGGAAGUUCUCAUAUGCCUGCAAGUACUUCAAAUCAAGGGGCACAAAUAAAAUUUAGGUUGAUUGGGUCAAUGUCAAGGUUUGAUGGGUUUGUGAACAAUAGUUCAAGUAGUUCAAAGAAACAUGGGAGUGGUAGAAUGGAAUUUGAUCAUUUCAUUGAUGAGGGAGUGUUGAAGAGGAGUGAAGACUUCGAUAUUUUGGCAUGGUGGAAAAAUAAUGGUCUCAAGUAUCCUACUUUACAAAGGAUUGCAAGAGAUGUUUUAGCCAUUCCCGUCACAACUGUUGCUUCAGAAGCUGCUUUUAGCACUAGUGGGAGACUUUUAAGUCCACACCGCAGUAGACUACAUCCCAAGACUAUAGAGGCAAUGAUGUGUGCUCAGAAUUGGUUAUGGAGUGAAAUCAACGGUUCUUCAAUUAUACCAGGAGAUAGUACAUUUCAAUCCAUUCUUAAUGAUGGGGAGCCAAAUGAAGAUGAUGGGAGUUGUGCCACAAUUGAUGGGAGUUGCAUCACAAUUGAUGAAGAUUAAAUAUUUUGUAUUAAUUUAGUAGUUUUUUUAAUUUCUUGGACUUGUUGAAUUAAUUUGUUGGUAUGUAAUUAUUCUAAACUUGUGGCCUUGUGGGAUUUAUUUUGUAGCUUUUUAAUUUCUUGGACUCGUUGAACUUUUGAUACUUAUUUCUUAAACUUGUUGGAUUUAUUUUAUUUUUA